Scylla paramamosain (green mud crab) is the source of this 894-nucleotide messenger RNA. Its product is annotated as craniofacial development protein 2-like. Gene Ontology annotation, biological process: chromatin remodeling. The coding region runs from base 1 to 894 and encodes 297 amino acids. The transcript is spliced from 3 exons. The record is from RefSeq and is a predicted model, not a curated record. NCBI's taxonomy places the organism in Eukaryota, Metazoa, Arthropoda, Malacostraca, Decapoda, Portunidae. Gene Ontology annotation, cellular component: nucleus. Gene Ontology annotation, molecular function: catalytic activity.
AUGGACAGUAUGGACUGCAGAAAUGAGAGAGUGAUGGCUAUAACGUUAACUAUAGAACAGACAAAAAUUAGCAUUAUCCAAACAUAUGCUCCACAACAGGGCAGAAGUCUGAGGGAGAAAGAGCAGUUUUAUGAAACUCUACAGGAAAUGACAGAAACAAUAAGACAUCAUGAGAAUGUCAUUGUCAUGGGAGACAUGAAUGGACAUGUCGGACAGAAUAGAGAUGGAGUAGAGCACGUCAUCGGAGAGUUUAGCAUUGGCGAAAGGAACCAGGAGGGAGAAAGAAUAAUAGAUUAUUGUGUGAUGAAUAACAUGUCCAUUAUGAAAACUUAUUAUAAACAUCAGGAGAGCCAUAAAUGGACAUGGUAUCGGUGGAAUGCAGCACAACAAGGAUAUACUGAGAGGUCAAUGAUUGACCUGUUUCUCACCAACAAGAAAAACAUAUUUAAAGAUGUUAGGACCAUACCAUCUGUGUCCUUAGACUCUGACCACAGGUUGGUGGUGGCUAAAUUGAAAAUUGUAAAACCAAAGGAAAAAGUCAAGAAAAAGCAAAAGAGAUUCAAACUGGAAAACCUCAAGGACGAAGAGAAGAAGCAAGCACUGCGGCAACUGGUAACAUUACGAAAACCAACCGAACUGGAAUUGGAAGAAAUGAACAUAGAAGAACAAUGGAAUAAAUUCAAGAACACUGUGUAUGGGGCAGCUGAGGAGACAGUUGGCACAGGCGUGUGGCAGAUAAAGCCGAGGAACAACACGGUGGAGGAAGGUCGUGCUGUCCGUCUAACUUGCCACAUGGCCUCCUUACCCGUGGCCUCCUACAUCUGGCUCAAAGACGAUGCCGCACUGCCGGUAAACAAAUCCAGGUACUACCAGCCCAAGCCCGGGGUGCUGUAG